This is a messenger RNA of Brassica napus (rape), 1737 nucleotides long. Its product is annotated as casein kinase 1-like protein 9. Lineage: Eukaryota; Viridiplantae; Streptophyta; Magnoliopsida; Brassicales; Brassicaceae. Gene Ontology annotation, molecular function: ATP binding; protein serine/threonine kinase activity. The coding region runs from base 191 to 1558 and encodes 455 amino acids. The transcript has 13 exons. The record is from RefSeq and is a predicted model, not a curated record. Gene Ontology annotation, biological process: endocytosis; peptidyl-serine phosphorylation; signal transduction. Gene Ontology annotation, cellular component: nucleus; cytoplasm.
CAAUACUUUAAAAAAAAAAAAGAAUCGUGAAUCAUCGUUUUCACUGUGGAUUCGAUUUCGAGAUUUCCACCACGAGGCUUUGUCGUCGUUGAUGGCAUAAACAAACAAGAAAGCAGUUAUGUGUCUGUCUCUCUGAGAGUUGUCUGAAUUUGAGAAAAAAAGUCUGAGACUUUGUUUUAGAGAGAAAUCAAUGGAUCUUGUGAUUGGUGGGAAAUUCAAACUUGGCAGAAAAAUUGGCAGUGGAUCAUUUGGAGAGCUCUAUCUUGGUGUAAAUGUCCAAACCGGAGAAGAAGUUGCUGUUAAGCUGGAAUCUGUCAAGACCAAGCAUCCUCAGCUACACUAUGAGUCCAAAUUGUAUACGUUGCUUCAAGGAGGAAGUGGUAUUCCUAACAUCAAGUGGUAUGGAGUUGAUGGAGAAUACAAUGUUAUGGUUAUUGACCUUCUAGGUCCAAGUCUUGAAGACUUGUUCAACUACUGCAACCGAAAACUCUCUUUGAAAACCGUUCUCAUGCUUGCUGAUCAACUUAUUAACAGAGUUGAGUAUAUGCACACUAGAGGUUUCCUUCACCGUGAUAUUAAGCCUGACAACUUCUUAAUGGGCCUCGGCCGCAAAGCAAACCAGGUUUAUAUAAUUGAUUUUGGAUUGGGGAAGAAAUACAGAGACCUUCAGACUCACAGGCACAUUCCUUACAGAGAAAACAAAAACCUCACUGGAACAGCUCGGUAUGCAAGUGUCAACACACACCUUGGAGUAGAACAAAGUCGAAGGGACGAUUUGGAAGCAGUUGGUUAUGUGCUUAUGUACUUCCUCAAAGGAAGCUUACCAUGGCAGGGAUUAAAAGCUGGGACAAGGAAGCAGAAGUAUGACAGAAUAAGUGAGAAGAAAGUCUCAACUCCUAUAGAGGUCUUAUGUAGAAACCAACCGUCUGAGUUUGUUUCUUACUUCCGCUACUGCCGGUCUCUACGGUUUGAUGACAAACCUGAUUACUCUUACCUCAAGAGGCUAUUCCGAGACUUGUUUAUUAGAGAAGGUUAUCAGUUUGAUUAUGUAUUUGACUGGACCGUCUUGAAGCAUCCGCAAACUGGUUCCAGCUCCAGUUCUAGUUCAAGAACACGGGAUCAUACAACUGGAAAACCGGAGUUAACUGCUGGAAAACCGGAGAGGACUGCUGGCAAUAGGUUAUCAGGUGCGGUUGAAGCUUUUUCAAGAAGGCAUGCAACACCACGUGAUCGGUCUGCAUCAAGAAACUCUGAUGAUGUCCCUGUUGGUGGUGGUGAGUCAGAAAGAAGAGGCAGUUCGUCAAGAAACGGAAGCUCUUCAAGGAGAGCAAUCGCCUCGAGCUCACGUCCAAGUUCAGCUGGGGGUCCUAGUGAUAGCAGAUCCUCUAGCCGUUUGGUGACUUCAAGCGGCGGUGGUGGAAUGGGAUCAACGAGCCAGAGAAUGGGACCAGGAGGAUAUGAGUCAAAGAAGAGUUCGACUCUUUCCCGUGGUGCUAGAAACACUCGGGGAGAUCCGUUAAGGAGGAGCUUCGAGCUUCUUUCUCUUCGUAAAUCAUGAGAAACAUACAAAGAAAGAGAUUUUAUACAAACGAAAAUCUAUAUAUAUAUAUAUAAGAUAUACAAUACAAACGAUUCAUAUACUUUAAAACAGUUGUUGUUGGGUUAUGUAUGAUGUAAAACACUUUUGGCACAGAGCUUAGGGGGUUAUGUAUAGAAUGAAAAAAAUUAUGAAUUAAA